AUGGCCUGUAUGCGCGCGCAGCCUUACGUUCGGCCAACACCAACAUCUUUCUCUACCAUGAAGGCCCAGGCGAACCGAAAAGAUUCGGCGGAGGGCGCUCUGCCCCAGCCACAGGCACAGUUGGCCAAUUACACGCUUCCUGGGGUGAUCAGCUACUUGACGUCGGAGUUCACCAACUUGGAGCGGUUCAAAAUCGUCACCAACUUGGAGAAGCUGGAGAUGCGGAGCCGGAUCGACCAGUUGACGGCGGAGAUCAAUGCCUUGCGGUUCCUCAACGAGAAGCAGGCGCUCCGGAUCCGCGAGCUCGAGCAGGAGCGAAAGAAAAAGACGGAAACGAACGAGAAGAUAGAGACCGAGGAAGAGAAGGGAGAGAGCAAGGAAAACAAGGGUGAAAACAAGCAAAACAAGGCAGAAAACAAGGAAAACAAGGGGGAGAGCAACGAUAAAGAUAACAAGCGAGACAAACGCCAGAGCCACGGCAAACAGAACAACACCAAUGACGACGCGACCAAGACGACAGAAGGCCGCUUCGAUGUCGAGAACACAAGGGCUGGCGGCUAUCACAAAGACAGCGGUUUGGCUGCAAACAGCGCCAGCAGCACCAGCAACUCCAGUAGCGCCACCUUGAAUGGCAGCCAAAUCCCCGCCAUCGACUUGGACGUGCUUCGGCGCGCGCGCGACGGCCUCCACCGCCUGAUCCAGGAGGCCAUGUGCCUUCUCCGCCCGCCGGCGUCGGCCGCGCGCGACUACGUGCCCGAGGGCGACCUCGACGAUGUGCUUGCGCCGCGCCGCGCGUCGCCCGACUUCUUUGACCGCUACGCCUCGGGCGACGCCGACUUGCUCAACCUGCACCGCGACUCCGCUCUGUUUGUGGGCGCCGUGCCGCUCGACCUGGCGCCGCUGCUGCGCCGCGCUAGCACCACAAGCACCACUUCGGACGCCGCCACCGUCAUCGACUCGGGCGACGAUAUCGUCGACGCGCGCACUUCUGCGGCGGGUCUGCUCCCGCUUUCCGUUCUGGUGGCCACCACCGUGCCCCUCAGCGGGGAUCGUGUCUGUGCGCCCGUGCUGAAUCGCUUUGUCGUGGUGGGCGGUCUGUUGACAGCGUACACGGGCAGCACAGUCGUGGCCAGCGUGCCUGCGGACGGCGCAGAUAUGGUUGAGGCCUACCACGUGGGGGGCCAGUUUCUUGUUGUCGCCGCAAACGGCAUCUACCAGUACGCGGCCCAGACGGCGAAAACGUGUCUCCUCACGUUUGACUCGCGUGUGAGCGUGUGUGCCGUGGCGGAGCGGGACGAUUCGGCCCUCGUGGCCUGUGCCGGUGAAGAUUCGGAGGGCCGCCCGUUUGUGCACGUUGUCCAGGUCUCCGGAGGCUCUGCUCGCGUGACACUGCGAUACGACCAUGCUGCGCUCGGCUCGGCUGCUCCAGUGACGCAGCUAGGCUGGCACGAUGACGACGUUGUGGUUGUUCACUCGCAUCUCCUGGUGAUCCGCGCAGGCACUGCAGCGGCUCAGAAAGUGUUCGAUGGCCAUGUGGAUGCGGCAGACAUCAAGGCGGAUUUUGCCCUUCUCCGGCUCCAACGGUCAGUUGUGCUUUUUAACUUGGCGGAUUCGCGCGUGAUGGCCACUCAGCAUGCCGACAAUGCGGCCGCAUAUGGUCUUGUCGUCCGAGGACUGCCCUACGUGGUGUAUGUGGACAAAAAGGUUCAUGUGCUUGACAUGCACUUUGAUGAGGUGGCGGCGGGCGCAGCUGGAGGACGGCUCGUGUCUUGUGCCGGUGACUCGGUGCUUUUGAGCACGGGGCUGGAGCUCAGGGUGGUGGAUCUCGCAUGGAAAGGGCCCGUGUAA
This is a messenger RNA of Clavispora lusitaniae ATCC 42720, 1848 nucleotides long. RefSeq lists its product as uncharacterized. The record is from RefSeq and is a predicted model, not a curated record. NCBI's taxonomy places the organism in Eukaryota, Fungi, Ascomycota, Pichiomycetes, Serinales, Metschnikowiaceae.